GGCGGAUGGGAUUAUUAAAGCUUCGCCGGAGCCACGGCUCGCCCUCCCACUCCGCCAGCCUCCGGGAGAGGAGCCGCGCCCGGCCGGCCCGGCCCCCAGCCCCAUGGACCUCCGAGCAGGGGACUCGUGGGGGAUGUUAGCUUGCCUAUGCACGGUGCUCUGGCACGUACCGGCAGUGCCAGCUCUCAAUCGCACAGGGGACCCAGGGCCUGGCCCCUCCAUCCAGAAAACCUAUGACCUCACCCGCUACCUGGAACACCAACUCCGCAGCCUGGCGGGGACCUACCUGAACUACCUGGGGCCCCCUUUCAAUGAGCCUGACUUCAACCCUCCUCGGCUAGGGGCAGAGACUCUGCCCAGGGCCACUGUCAACUUGGAAGUGUGGCGAAGCCUCAAUGACAAACUGCGAUUGACCCAGAACUAUGAGGCUUACAGCCACCUCCUGUGUUACUUGCGUGGCCUCAACCGUCAGGCUGCCACAGCCGAGCUGCGCCGUAGCCUGGCACACUUCUGCACCAGCCUCCAGGGCCUGCUGGGCAGCAUCGCAGGUGUCAUGGCGGCUCUGGGCUACCCGCUGCCCCAGCCUCUGCCUGGGACUGAGCCCACUUGGGCCCCUGGCCCUGCCCACAGCGACUUCCUCCAGAAGAUGGAUGACUUCUGGCUGCUGAAGGAGCUGCAGACCUGGCUGUGGCGUUCAGCCAAGGACUUCAACCGGCUUAAGAAGAAGAUACAACCUCCAGCAGCUGCGGUCACCUUGCACCUGGAGGCCCAUGGCUUCUGAUCUCCGACCUUAAUCAUUUCCCCCUCUUCCUCUCCCCCCACCCCCAGCCGUGCCCUUCAAGUCCUGCUCCCAUUCUGGAGGAGGAGGGAGGAACCUAGAUGCCAACACUUGUUGAGCCAGGAGCCAGAUGCCAGGUGCUCUGGUCCUCCCUGGUCUUGGAUGGCAGGGUGGUGCAAUAGGCCCCAUCCCCUGCCCCGAUCUCAGAGUCCUGUGGGUCUAGAGCACAGGGACAAUGGAUGCCAUCCUGUUUCCACAGAGGUAACUCUUGAGGAAGUUACCUUAGGUGGCUUGAGUGGGUGCGAAGGCAUUCACUGCUGCCUGUUUCCUGCUACCACCUGCCAGUGCCCACCUAGCCCCACAUACGUCAUUUGCAGAAGCACACCUGGAGGAUAGGGGUGGAGGCCACCAUAGCACGUCUUUGGAGGGUGAAGCCCCUUGGCUGCCCCUCUCUCCUUGGAUGGGUGUUGCUGCCCUAGCCCAAUAACAAUAUGCAUCAAAUUCAGGAAACAAACAUGGCAAUGAGUCCAAACAAGAAGAGAUGAAAAAUGGAAGGAGUGGGAUCUGUACAGGAGGUGACCUAGAAGCCAAAAGGGUGAGGGAAAGAUCAGACCCACAAGUCACCAAGGCAACAGAAGCCAUGUUGGGCAUUAGGACCUUGCCUUGAAUUUUCUUGCCGGCAUCACAGUGCCUCCUCUCCAUCCCCAUUCCCAAGGCGUCUGUGGUUGCUGGGCUGGGGAGGGCAGCCCCAGCCUGAGCUUCAGGGUUUCCUGAGAGUUUACAUUGCAGUAGCAUUGUGAGGUGGGGGCAGCUCCCCUAGGCCCUGCCCCCAGCCACACCCACUCAUGACUCUUAAGUUUGUUGUAUUAAUAUUUAUUUA
Dipodomys ordii (Ord's kangaroo rat) is the source of this 1658-nucleotide messenger RNA. RefSeq names its product cardiotrophin-like cytokine factor 1 (gene Clcf1). The record is from RefSeq and is a predicted model, not a curated record. The coding region runs from base 104 to 781 and encodes 225 amino acids. NCBI's taxonomy places the organism in Eukaryota, Metazoa, Chordata, Mammalia, Rodentia, Heteromyidae. The transcript has 3 exons.